Messenger RNA from Melopsittacus undulatus (budgerigar), 1496 nucleotides. RefSeq names its product starch binding domain 1 (gene STBD1). The coding region runs from base 11 to 1018 and encodes 335 amino acids. The transcript is spliced from 2 exons. The record is from RefSeq and is a predicted model, not a curated record. Gene Ontology annotation, molecular function: glycogen binding; starch binding. Lineage: Eukaryota; Metazoa; Chordata; Aves; Psittaciformes; Psittaculidae. Gene Ontology annotation, cellular component: membrane.
GUGCCCGGCCAUGGCCCGUGACCGCGGGCCGCCCGUCCUGCGGCCGCCCGCCGCUCCUCCGCGCUUCCCCGCGGCCGCGCUGCCCGCCGAGGCCCGGGGCUGGGGCUGGCUGUGGCCGGGGCUGUGGCCAGCGCUGGUGGUGGGGCUGCUGGCCGCCCUCGUCGCCUGGUUCUGGUACGGCGGAGGUGAUGGGCGAGGCGAGGAGGUGGCCGGUGAGGCACCGGCGGCGGCCGCAGAGGAUCUUAAAGAGACCAAGGCUGCUGCCCUGACCAGCACUCGGAAGCCAGGAGAGUGUCUGUUGGCUGGGCCAAGAGAAGAGCUUAACCAUGUUCAGGGUGGUGGAGUUUCCAGUGAACCGCUGGAGAUGGAGCAGCUGCUGCUGAAGCAGGGUGCUACUGGCUCCAGGGAGCAUCCAGCUGAUGUCCAUGGAAGCCAGGCUGGCAAACCAAGACCCCAGAUGGGACAGGAAAGUGAUGGAUGGUGUGUGAUGAACUCGGCAGGAGCCCCUGAUGGUGUUUGUAAGGAUAGAAGUGAGGAACAGCAAGGUCAGGAGAGUAGGGACUUGGAACAUGAAGACUGGGAAGUUGUUUCUGAGCAUCUGGCUUGGGGGGAGGCUGACAAGAAUGGCAGAAUGGAAGACGCAGACAGCAAGGAAUGGGAACAAGGAGACUGCCCUGAUGGGGAUUUGAGAGCCAAGCGAGUUGCAGCCGUGCCCCCCAUGUUUCAAAACAUCCACGUGACUUUCCGUGUGCACUACAUCACCCACUCGGCUGCUCAGCUCAUUGGUGUUACUGGUGACCACGAGUGUCUUGGCCAGUGGCACAGCUAUGUUCCCCUCAAGCAUGACAAGGACGACUUCUGGUCUGAAUCUGUUAGUCUGCCAGUAGACACCAGAGUUGAGUGGAAAUUUAUCUUGGUGGAGAAUGGGAAGGUGAGACGCUGGGAAGAAUGUGGUAACAGAACCCUGGUGACUGAACAUGAGGAUAGAGUUGUUCAUCAGUGGUGGGGACACCAUUAAUGGGAUUUUGGAAGCUGCUUAUCUAAGGUCAGACCUGCUUAGAUUAAUCAUAGAACCCCUAAACUUCACCCUGUCUGCAGUAGGAGACCUUCUCAAGUGCAGAGCUCUGUAAAUCCUGUUUCAAACCUGGUUCAACUGCAUGAGCAGCAGAUCUCUGCCACCCCCUUUAGGAAAUGGUUUGGCAACAUGAAAAAUGAACCUCAAGUAUGUUUUGAAGAUGUGCAAGGUAGGCUACAAAGGCAUGAGCAGUGUUCCAAGCAGCUGCCUGGCUAGGUAAAUCUGGCCCCUGGACUGGAGCUGGUGUUGCUUUGCACAAGGCUAUGGGAUGAAUGCAUCUCUGCACUGACUGCUUACGGCUUUUGAGGCAUACUAGGAAGUGUGGUUGCCUACACUGUAAUAGGAACUUAGGUGUUUUAACUUAUGUAAUGUAUUAAGUAAACAAUAAAUGCUUUAAGACUGAUGGUCUGUUACAACUUGA